Molecule: messenger RNA, 1763 nt
Organism: Cyprinodon variegatus (sheepshead minnow)
Lineage: Eukaryota; Metazoa; Chordata; Actinopteri; Cyprinodontiformes; Cyprinodontidae
Product: glomulin-like
Exons: 17
Coding region: 95-1753 (552 amino acids)
Cellular component (GO): cytoplasm
Molecular function (GO): ubiquitin-protein transferase inhibitor activity
Source: RefSeq, a predicted model, not a curated record
AAGCUAUAUAUUUGAUCAUUUGGAAAACCACCACUACACCUACUACAUCUGGUGUAGAUAUCUUGAGAACAGGAUUGGCUGAGAGGAAACACUGAUGAUGAAUGAAGAUAAAGUGUAUGAGAUCAUCCGGAGAUGGCGCAACACUCCAGAAGAAGAUUUAAAGCCGGAGGAUUUCCAGCAGUUCAGGGACAUCGGAGCGGCUUGUCUCAGAGGGGGGGACAGCAAACAGCUGCUGAAAUUUGUCCAGGAUGAGAAAAACCAGAUUUGCAGCUCAGAAAGCCUGGUGGAGAGCUUCAUUGGAUUAAUAGAAGACAUGGACCCAGGUGCCAUUUCUGAAACCAUUUUAGCCGUUCUUCCACAUCUUCAAACAGUUCUCUUUCAGCUGGAGGAGAACCGAGCGGCCUGUUUGGGUUUGACUCUAUCAGCCCUUCAGCAGCAGCUGUCCAGGCUGCCUGUUCCCUUCACCCUGCAGCAGGAGGAGGCUGAUGAGCACGGCCUGUGCCACUGCUGCAUCGCCCUGGCAAUGUUUGCCAAGGCUUUUAUAGACGACCUGAAGAGGAAGGAGGAAAACUGUCAUCCCACUGCUGAAGAAGAAGCUAUGAAGGCUGAAAUCCUGAAGUUCUGCAUGAGGAGCUUAAAGGAACCUUUACUUGAAGCUGAACUGAACCAAAAUAAAAAAUCUACUUUGUGGCUCUUUGCAGCAGAGAUAAUGGUCAGCCUACCUGCGAUCAAAGAACCUAUUCCAGGACUUCUGCUCUUCAGUUCUCUGAAAAAAUUCCCCAUGAUUGAUACCAGCCUGUCCAAGGAGUCACUGGCAUGUCUGGCCUAUCUGCUGUUUGUCCAGCUCAUAACCAUCGACAUGUUUCCAGCUGUGUUCAGUCCUGUAUUUAUUCUUCAGUGCAACAUGGAUCACAUCAACCAGCUCCUCAGCAGCAAAAAGGAAUCCCAUUUGCUGAAAGGACUGGCAUUGUUUUCCAAAAGUUUGGAGAAAGUGGAAGACGACAGCCUUCCUGUAGGUCUGCUAGACCUGAAAAGCUUCUAUAAUGCACCGCAGAACCUGCGACGAGUUCUCACUGACUGCCCCUUUCAACAUCUGAGAGAAUCAGGACUGAAAAUAUUCCAGCUUUUCAUAAACAAACUCGACGUUGAAGCAAAGCAUAAAUUCUUCAGGUGCAUGUUAAAGACAAGCCACCAUGCAGGCGUUGAAGGCUACAUAGUGAAAAACAUCAGGAAUCAGGUCCAUCUGUCUAUAAAGGCUGACGCCAACAGGUGGUUCCUGGGAGCAGAGCUGCUCCCGCUGCUUGAUCUGGUGCUCAGUUUACCACAGGGAGCAGAGACGGAUCUGCUCGCCAACAUGGACAGAAUGAUGGAGAGUCUAAAUCUUCUGCGCUAUCUGCUUAUGCAAGACAAGGAACUGAGGAGAAACGCUAACAUGUGGGAGGACUUCUGCAGGAUCAAAGAUGACUACCUAAGAAUGCUGAGAGUGAGCAUCAGCAUGUCGAGAGCAUAUUACUCUGCUGAGAUGAAAGCACUGAAGGAGGAUCAAAGGCUGAAAGCAAAAGAGGCUAAGGAGAAAGCUAAGUCUACCAGACUGUUAAGACCCAUAACGGUGAAGCAUGACAAACUCCCUCACAUGUCUCCAGAGAUCCAGCACCAGGUGCUGCAGAGCGCUUUGGUGACAUUCGACUUGAUGGAAAGUCUCAUCGUCCGGAUUGACGAGAUCACAGAGGAAAAGCUGGAGGAGCUUCACUGACACCGAUCUG